Messenger RNA from Macrosteles quadrilineatus (aster leafhopper), 864 nucleotides. Its product is annotated as muscle-specific protein 20-like. NCBI's taxonomy places the organism in Eukaryota, Metazoa, Arthropoda, Insecta, Hemiptera, Cicadellidae. The coding region runs from base 129 to 683 and encodes 184 amino acids. The transcript is spliced from 4 exons. The record is from RefSeq and is a predicted model, not a curated record. Gene Ontology annotation, molecular function: protein binding.
UGGAGGGAUGGAGGGGGGCGGGGGCCGCUAUUUUUGAUUGAGAUAAAAGGAGGGAAUUCCCUUGGAGGCGGUACUUUAGUAGUGAACUCGUUACCGUUAAUACUGUUACCAACUACCAAGGAGUAACCAUGUCCCUGGAGAGAGCAGUGCAACUUAAGAUUGCUGGCAAGCGAGACGCAGAGCAGGAGAGAGAAGCUCUGGAAUGGAUCGAGGCAGUUCUGGGCCGUAAGUUCCCGGCAGGAGAAGCCUACGAGGACAUUCUGCGAGAUGGCGUUGUACUGUGUGAAGUCAUGAACAAACUCGUUCCAGGAUCAAUCAAGAAGAUCAACACCAGCGGAGGAGACUUCAAACUGAUGGAGAACAUUAACAACUUCCAGAAGGCAAUCAAGGCUUACGGAGUGCCAGACCUUGAUGUAUUCCAGACUGUAGACCUGUACAACAAGAAGGACAUUGCCCAGGUCACGACAACACUGUGCGCCCUCGGCAGGACGACCUACACCCAUCCUGAGUGGCCCGGACCAUGGUUGGGACCCAAGCCUUCUGAGGAACACAAGAGGAACUUCACCGAGGACCAACUCAAGGCAGGACAGACCAUCAUCGGCCUCCAAGCAGGACAGAACAAGGGAGCGUCUCAGGCUGGUCAGAACAUGGGCGCCGGCAGAAAAAUCAUCUUAGGAAAGUGAAAAACUUUAUACUUUUUAUAUAUAUUUUUAUACUCACUGUUUAAUCCCUACAGAAGCUUCGAUGUUUAUUUUUGUAUAGACAAACUUUGGUCGUUAAUGUGAGAUGGUUUUAACGAGGUAACGAAGACGGAGACUGUAAAUGUAUUUUUUACGAGUCAAUAAAACGAUUUCACUUUUUGAA